Molecule: messenger RNA, 1788 nt
Organism: Paecilomyces variotii
Lineage: Eukaryota; Fungi; Ascomycota; Eurotiomycetes; Eurotiales; Thermoascaceae
Product: negative regulator of DNA transposition
Exons: 4
Coding region: 206-1564 (452 amino acids)
Molecular function (GO): nucleosome binding; histone binding
Source: RefSeq, a predicted model, not a curated record
AGCAGCUAUUGUUGCAGUCCUAGACUGUCCCGAUAAUGGCCAUUCGGCAGAUUCCUUGCUUGAAGUUCUUUAUGACGACCCGUUUCUGACAAGCACAUGGUCGGCAGCCAGGGGAAGAGUAAAUCCCCCACAGUUUUUCACCCAUUCCCAUCCCCCCUUCUUACCAUCUCAGACUUGCAAUCGACGGCGCGGUCUUCUGUCUAAGAUGUCUUUUGCCGCCGUGAAUUAUUCUGCGACCAUUGACCAGGCGUUCGCGAACGAUUCCUCGCUCCGGAAGCGAGUUUACGAUGCGAUCAAGUCUACUCCCCAGCAUGCCCCUCUCUUUGAGGAUAUCGCAAAAUACACCUUGAACAACGUGCGAUCGGACAAUGCGAACGCGUCACGCACCGUGGUAGUUGCGAACGAAGAACCAGCUCCGAAGAAACGAAAACUACAGAAUGGAGACGCUGAAGCGAGCUCAGAGCCGUUGGCCGGUCUGACGGAAGAUGCGCCGCUGAAAUUUUACAUCCAAGAUGUGUCUUUCUCGGUUCCUAUGCGGAAGAAACUCACGCUGGAGAUGACCGCUGGCGGCUACCUCCGCGCGAGGAAUCAGACGUCCAAACAGGUCGAGUUUGGAUUUCACGUAUCGAAAAUUAGACAUGUUGUCGCAGUUCCUGUACCGGAAAAGAAUCAGCGGCAGUUCAACUUUUGUGUGAUACCUUGGUAUGGUGAUGUCGUUAAUCCUCCGCCGGACGGUGAAGCUGCGCCGGAAGCUAUGGUCUGGACAGUCGCCGAUGGCCCUCCCAAGGCAGCAUUUUCCGGAGCUGGACAGCAGCUGGGCGCGGAGGGUGAGACUGGCGAAAACCUCCUGCGGCGGAUGUUGAACGAAAGCCUCACGCAUACCCAGGUCGUGCGCCCGGAUGACAAGCAGUUCGUGAGUGCGAUGGUUGAGGCGCAUCGAAAGACCGAUAAGGCAUAUCACGUAAAGGCAUUCCGAGGAAGCAAAGAAGGUUAUCUAUUUUUUCUGUCCACUGGCAUCUUCUUCGGAUUCAAAAAGCCCCUGGUCUUCUUCGCCUUCGAGGACAUUGAAUCGAUUUCUUACACCUCCGUCCUACAGAGGACCUUCAACCUCAACAUUGCAACCCGCUCCGCAUCUAACCCUGAGGCGGAGCCCCAGGAAUUCGAACUCUCGAUGAUCGAUCAGGCAGACUUUUCUGGAAUCGACACAUACAUCAAGAAGCACGGUCUACAGGAUGCCAGUCUCGCGGAGGCCCGACGUGCGAAGAAAUACAAUGUCAACGCGCCCAAGAACGAGGAGGCUGCUGUCGCAAAUGGCGCAGGAGAGGAGGAAGAAGAAAGCGAGCUGCAGAAGGCACAACGCGAGCUCGAGGAUCAAGAAGACGAAGAAGAGGAAGACUACGACCCCGGCAGCGAAGGUGAUAGUGACGGUAGCGGCUCGAGCAGCGAAGAGGACGAUGAUGAGGAAGGCGAAGGCGACGAAGAAAACGGAGAGGAGGAUGGCGAGGGUGGAGAUCUGAUGGAUGAACUGGGCAGUGAGGCGGAGGACCCCGAGGACCAGGUGUAAACGUCGUCUUCAUCUAAUCUCUCCGCCCUAUGAGCGGAAUGUGACAUACUUGUCUGGGUCCCCAUGGUAUCACUGCAACAAUGGGUUGCAACCUGUCUUAUUCUUUCUCUCGAUGAUGUCCAUGUUAUCCCCCUUGGGAUGCAUAUGUCUUUCGAAUCCUCUGCGAAAUGUAACAUGACCAAUGAGAUGUACUCUGAAUACCAAAUAUUUUCAUCCACUCACCC